ACUCCGCACUCUCGACCAGUCACCGUGUGCUAGACCGACCGCUCUCUACACUGACUUUGACUGGUGUGGAAAGACUUCGAAUCAGGACCACAACAAUCCGCCAAGAUGCCAGCCCCGACCGCUCUCCAAAGAGCGCCCGAGCACAUCGAGGACGAAAUCGUGCACGAUGCUCCAGAGACCGCCGUAGACGAAGAAGUGAUCACAUCCACGAUAGUGCCGACCGAGCAGCCUGGCGAAGACAUCAUCAUGGAAGUCGAUGGCGAAUCCACCUCCCUCUUCUCCCCAGAGACACCCUCAAAACGCCGCCACCGAGUCGAAGAACGCAAAGUCCGAAUCCCACCCCACCGGAUGUCCCCUCUCAAGACAUCCUGGCCGAAGAUCUACCCUCCACUCGUCGAACACCUCAAACUUCAAGUCCGCGUCAACACACAUAAGAAGGCUGUCGAACUUCGCACAUCGAAAGAGACGACCGACACGGGGGCGAUACAGAAGGGCGCAGAUUUCAUUGAGGCUUUCUGCUUAGGUUUCGAUCUCGAUGAUGCGAUCGCCUUACUUCGUCUCGAUGAUUUGUACAUGCAGAGUUUCGAGAUCAAGGAUGUGAAGAAUUUGGAGGGAGAGCACAUGAGCAGAGCUAUUGGGCGAAUAGCAGGCAAGGACGGCAAGACCAAGUUCGCGAUUGAGAACGCAAGCCGGACGAGAGUUGUGCUUGCAGGGAGCAAGGUGCACAUCUUGGGAGGCUUCAAGAACAUUCAUGUGGCGAGGGAGGCUAUCGUCAGUUUGAUCUUGGGUAGUCCUCCAGGGAAGGUGUAUGGCAAUCUGAGGACAGUCAGUGCCAGGAUGAAGGAGAGAUUCUAAGGAGGGACGCGGGUAGCGUGCGGCCGAGUAGACGUUUCAUGACAGGCUGCGUACUUCACACAAGUUUGAGAUUCAGCGUAGGUGUCUGGCGUUACGGAAGGGCUGACUUUUUCGCCCACGAAAAUUAUGAUAGAGAGCUUCAGGGUUGAGAUGCGUUUAGCAGGGGAAUGGAACGCUUAUUUAAAAGGUGCUUUGAUGAACAUAGGUCAUUUUCGGCCGUUACUGAAGCUGUUAGGGGGGUUGCUUGCCUGUGAGGACUCUGCCACGACGCCAACUUACGCGAAAAAGUGAUGGUCCAUUUCCAA
This is a messenger RNA of Cercospora beticola, 1160 nucleotides long. RefSeq names its product Pno1p (gene PNO1). Gene Ontology annotation, cellular component: nucleolus. The record is from RefSeq and is a predicted model, not a curated record. NCBI's taxonomy places the organism in Eukaryota, Fungi, Ascomycota, Dothideomycetes, Mycosphaerellales, Mycosphaerellaceae. Gene Ontology annotation, molecular function: RNA binding.